This is a messenger RNA of Benincasa hispida (wax gourd), 859 nucleotides long. Its product is annotated as thioredoxin H1-like. Lineage: Eukaryota; Viridiplantae; Streptophyta; Magnoliopsida; Cucurbitales; Cucurbitaceae. The record is from RefSeq and is a predicted model, not a curated record.
GCGUACCGCGUAGUGAAAACCGCAAAUUCUGAUGCUGUUCUCUUUUUCCUUAUAUACCUUAGUUGUAUUUGGUCUGUCCUAACGCACUUCCAUCGUCAACCCUUUGCACUAGAAUUGUUCAGAUUCUUGAAGAUGAUAAAGUAGGAGUUCUCGGAGCCUUCUGAAUGGUUCGAUUUCAUAUGCACCGUUAAUGGGACUUUCCAAUUCCUCGUUCAUUUCCUUGUCUUCUUCUACUACUCCUACUAUAAAUGGAGCCGUUCGGAUUGAAAAUGAUGCAAAAGAGCGAAGUGAUUACGUGCCAUACCGUUGGAUCAUGGAAGCAGCAGCUACUCAAAGGAAAACAAUCUGAUAAACUGAUUGUCGUGGACUUCACUGCCGCAUGGUGCGGUCCAUGCCGUGCUAUCGCUCCAGUUUUUGCAGAGUUGGCUGAGAAGAUGAGUAAUGUCAUAUUCUUGAAGGUCGACGUUGAUAAAUUGACUACUGUUGCUGCGGAAUGGGGAGUGAGUGCACUCCCUUGUUUCAUGUUCUUGAAGAACGGGAAGGUGGUGGAGAGGUUUGUAGGUGCAAGAAAAGAUGCGUUGCGGAAGCUUGUAUUACAGCAUGCCUAAUGAGAAGUCUAUGUUGAGGAGAUACCAUCAUCUGUUUCUUCUUUUUUGGAUUUCUAUGAGAACCAGAAAAGAGUUUAUGCAACUUUUGUGAGUUGCUAUAAAUUGUUGGCUUUAUUUAGCACAAAUUUUAUUUUUCUUGUUUUGGAUUGUUUUUCAAUCAUCUUUUCUAUUUCGAGGCUACCAGACUUGUUUUGUAAUGAAUGAGCAUCUAUUCUUUUGUGGAAUAAAAAUGAGGCACCUAUUUAAAGUUU